UGCACCGGUCGGACACACGCUGCCGCUGCUUCCGUCAGAUCGGUAAAAACAUUUCAAAUAAAAUGACAAUUUUAAUAAAAUGAGAAAAGUUUAGUUGAAGAAAUGGAAGAGUUUUUUGACAUGAGCCCGCAGGAGCUGGCGGCUCCGGUCAACACUGUGGAGGACAAAUGGAAGCUGCUCCCAGCCUUUUUAAAGGUGAAGGGUUUGGUGAAGCAGCACAUCGACUCCUUCAAUUAUUUCAUUAAUGUCGAGAUAAAGAAAAUAAUGAAGGCCAAUGAAAAAAUCACAAGUGACGCGGAUCCAAUGUGGUAUUUAAAAUAUCUGAAUAUUUACGUGGGAAUGCCUGACGUGGAAGAAAGUUUUAAUGUGACGAGGCCCGUGUCGCCUCAUGAGUGUCGUCUUCGGGACAUGACGUACUCGGCUCCGAUCACUGUGGACAUAGAGUACACCAGGGGGAGUCAGAGGGUGAUCCGUAACGCUCUGCCCAUCGGGAGGAUGCCCAUCAUGUUGAGAAGUUCAAACUGUGUUCUGUCGGGAAAAACGCCGAUGGAGUUUUCAAAACUAAAUGAAUGUCCCCUGGAUCCAGGUGGGUAUUUUAUUGUGAAAGGGCAGGAGAAAGUGAUUCUGAUCCAGGAGCAGUUGUCCAAGAACAGGAUCAUUGUGGAGCAGGACAGAAAAGGAGCCGUGGGAGCCUCAGUCACCAGCUCCACUCACGAGAAGAAAAGCAGGACGAACAUGAUCGUAAAACAAGGUCGCUUCUACCUGAGACACAACACUCUGUCCGAGGACGCUCCCAUCGCCAUCAUAUUCAAGGGCAUGGGCGUGGAGAGUGACCAGGAGAUCGUGCAGAUGAUCGGCACAGAGGAGCACGUCAUGGCCAGCUUCGCCCCGAGUUUGGAAGAGUGUCAGAAAGCUCAGAUCUUCACACAGACGCAGGCCCUGAGGUUUCUGGGUAAUAAAGUUCGGCGGCAGCGCAUGUGGGGCGGGCCUAAAAAAACCAAGAUGGAGGAGGCGCGAGAGCUGCUGGCGUCGCUCAUCCUGACGCACGUACCGGUCAAAGAGUUUAACUUCCGGGCCAAGUGCAUCUACCUGGCGGUGAUGGUGCGGCGGGUCAUCCUCGCACAAGGAGACAACAAGGUGGACGACCGCGACUACUACGGCAACAAGCGCCUGGAGCUGGCUGGACAGCUCCUCUCUCUGCUGUUUGAAGACCUGUUCAAAAAGUUUAACUCGGAGCUGAAGAAGAUCGCGGAUCAGAUCAUCCCCAAACAGAGAGCGGCUCAGUUUGAUGUCGUCAAACACAUGCGCCAGGACCAGAUCACCAAUGGCAUGGUGAACGCCAUCUCCACCGGAAACUGGUCUCUGAAGAGGUUUAAGAUGGACCGUCAGGGCGUGACCCAGGUCCUGUCUCGUCUCUCAUACAUCUCCGCUCUGGGCAUGAUGACCAGGAUCUCCUCCCAGUUUGAGAAGACCAGGAAGGUCAGCGGCCCACGCUCCCUGCAGCCAUCACAGUGGGGCAUGCUGUGCCCCUCGGACACGCCUGAAGGAGAGGCCUGUGGUUUGGUGAAGAACUUGGCCUUGAUGACUCACAUCACCACAGACAUGGAGGACGGCCCCAUCAUCAAACUGGCCUUCAACCUGGGAGUAGAAGACGUGAACCUCCUGUGUGGAGAAGAGCUGUCGUACCCCAGCGUCUUCCUCGUCUUUCUCAAUGGUAAUAUUCUGGGCGUGAUCAGAGACCAUCAGAAGUUGGUGAACACCUUCAGACUGAUGCGGAGGGCGGGUUUUAUAAACGAGUUUGUGUCGAUCUCCACGAACACGAGCGACCGCUGUGUUUACAUUUCCUCUGACGGAGGACGACUCUGCAGGCCGUACAUCAUCGUUAAAAAAGGACAGCCCAUGGUGAAGACCAAACACAUGGAGGACCUGUCUCAAGGAUACAGGACGUUUGAGGACUUCCUGCACGAGGGUCUGGUCGAGUAUCUGGACGUGAAUGAGGAGAACGACUGUCAGAUCGCCGUGUACGAACGAAUGAUUCACAAAGACACGACGCACUUGGAGAUCGAACCCUUCACUUUACUGGGCGUCUGUGCCGGUCUGAUCCCGUACCCACACCACAACCAGUCUCCCAGGAACACGUACCAGUGCGCUAUGGGCAAACAGGCCAUGGGCACGAUCGGGUACAACCAGAGGAAUCGUAUCGACACACUCAUGUACCUGCUGGCGUAUCCCAUGAAGCCCAUGGUCAAAACCAAAACCAUCGAGCUCAUAGACUUCGAGAAGCUGCCCGCCGGCCAGAACGCCACUGUGGCCGUCAUGAGCUACAGCGGCUACGACAUCGAAGACGCUCUGGUCCUCAACAAGGCCUCACUGGACAGAGGCUUCGGCCGGUGUCUCGUGUAUAAAAAUACCAAAUGCACUUUGAGACGUUACACAAACCAAACCUUUGAUAAAGUGAUGGGCCCGAUGCUCGACGCCGCCACCCGGAAACCCAUCUGGAGGCACAACAUCCUGGACGCCGACGGCAUCUGCUCCCCCGGUGAGAAAGUAGAAAACAAACAGGUGUUGGUGAACAAGUCGAUGCCAACUGUGACCCAGACACCACUGGAGGGCAGCACCCAACCCGGACAGCCCCAGUACAGAGACGUGCCCAUCAGUUACAAAGGGUCCACAGACUCGUACAUUGAGAAAGUGAUGAUCUCGUCCAACGCUGAAGACGCCUUCCUCAUCAAGAUCCUCCUCCGACAAACCAGAAGACCUGAGAUCGGAGACAAGUUCAGCAGCAGACACGGGCAGAAAGGUGAGAACUUUACUCUCCGGUACAGACUGUAGACCCCACCCACUGAGAGUGUGUUUGGUCCUGGUCCUGGUCCUCGACUGGGCCUGGGCCUGGUCCUGGUUCUGGUCUUGGUCCUGGUAUCUGAGCAGACACUAAUAUUAUUUUAAUUCCUUUAAACACAAAUGGUGAAUAGGAAACAAUGAUCCGAACGUGUUUUGUAUCUUAAACUCGUCUGAGGGGUUUUGGUCGACUUCUCGUCUUUUUCUCGUCUCAGUUUUUUCUCAGGGUUAUCGAAGUGCAGAGACGAGCUUGUACCUGUGUGCUGCACUUUUACAGUUUCCUGGGGUCAGGAGUUUGUCUUCACUUUGGCUACGUUCAGACUGCAGGGCUUAAACGCUCAAUUCCGAUUUUUUGGUGAAAUCCGAUGUUUUUUCGAGGUCGUUCACAUUUCCAGUUAAAUGUGACUUGUAUGUGACUCCAGUGUGAACAUUAAACGGUCCAAAAGUGUCCCACAUGUGACACUGGAGACACGACGACGUCAACCGCAGCGAGCGUCUCUGUGUUUACACAAGUUGAACAAACAUGGACGCAGCAUCGAGCACCUGGAGAUUUUAAAGUUCCUCUCGUACCGGAGCCACAACAUGAACAACUGACUUGUUUUAAGGAGGAGAUUGAGAAGGAGAAGGA
Molecule: messenger RNA, 3466 nt
Organism: Boleophthalmus pectinirostris (great blue-spotted mudskipper)
Lineage: Eukaryota; Metazoa; Chordata; Actinopteri; Gobiiformes; Gobiidae
Product: polymerase (RNA) III (DNA directed) polypeptide B
Exons: 23
Coding region: 103-2832 (909 amino acids)
Biological process (GO): DNA-templated transcription
Cellular component (GO): RNA polymerase III complex
Molecular function (GO): DNA binding; DNA-directed RNA polymerase activity; ribonucleoside binding
Source: RefSeq, a predicted model, not a curated record